Messenger RNA from Momordica charantia (bitter melon), 1567 nucleotides. RefSeq names its product 2-oxoglutarate-dependent dioxygenase 19-like. The record is from RefSeq and is a predicted model, not a curated record. Lineage: Eukaryota; Viridiplantae; Streptophyta; Magnoliopsida; Cucurbitales; Cucurbitaceae.
AAUAGAAAACUUGAUUUUACUGUUUCUAAAAUUUCUAUACAAUUCUAAAACAUUUCUUAACGAGAAACGACAAACAAAUUAUAGAACUCCUCAUUUUUUAAACAUAUAUAGGAUUAGGUGGUGGGUAGUUUUGUUAAUCAACCUUUUUUUCUCUACGUUUUGUUAAGAUUAGCAUAGUACUUAAAUUAUGUCCAAAUGACCAAAUCCAGAAGACUCUUGUUAAACAUAUUUUUGAGUUCAAACUCUUGUUCUCCAGCCUUGUAAAACAGCUGUUGAAUGAUUCCACCGGCAAUGGCCAGCAUCAAAACCAUAGCUGAAACACUCAACUUUGCCUCCAUUCCUUCCUCUUGCAUCUUCUCCGGCGACGGUGGCGCUGUCGAUGCAGCUCCACAAGGUGUUGGAGAUUCGAUCCCCACCAUUGAUUUCUCUCUUCUCACCACGGGUACUCCCGAUCAACGAGCCAAAGUCGUGGAUCAGCUCGGCAAGGCAUGCCAGGACUGGGGUUUCUUCAUGAGACAAUUGGUGAGACUUGACCAGGCAAACGGAAUCGAAGCUCUUAAAAUUAUAGAGGCCCAGUUGAAAACAAGCUCAUGACAAAACUAAGUACUUAAAAACUACUGUUUCUUUCUCAAAAGAAACCCAUUUGCAAUAGGUGAUGAAUCAUGGAGUGGAGGAGAGGAUGAUGAAGGAGAUGAUGGAUAUUUGUAGAGAGUUUUUUGAUCUAACAGAGGAAGAAAAGACAGAGUACAAAAACAGAGAAUGUUCUUGACCCCAUCAAAUAUGGCACCAGCAUCAAUCCUCAGAAAAAGAAGGUGUUGUUCUGGAGGGAUUACUUGAAAAUCUUUCUUCAUCCCAACUUCCAUUCCCCAACUAAACCUCCCAGAUUCAGAGAUGUUGGAAGAAUACUGCAAAACAACCAUUGAAAUUGCGAGAGAAUUGGUGGGAGGAAUCUCAGAGAGCCUGGGGUUGGAAACCUGUAAUCUAGAGAGAGCAGUGGAUUUUGAAUCGUGCUCAGUUUUGUUUGCAGCAAACUUUUAUCCGCCAUGUCCACAGCCAGAGCUUGCAAUGGGUUUGCCAUCUCACUCUGAUCAUUGCCUUCUCACCCUUCUUCUUCAUAACCAAAUUUCUGGCCUUCAAAUCUUGCAUCAAGGCAACUGGGUGAAUGUCAAUCCCAUUCCCAAUUCAUUUCUAGUUCAUGUAGCUGACCAACUAGAGAUCUUGAGCAAUGGUAAGUACAAGAGCGUUUUGCACAGAGCAACGGUGAACAAUAAGGCCACAAGGUUGUCUAUAGUCAUGGCAGUUCGGCCAUCACCUGAAACAGUGGUUGGUCCUGCACCUCAAUUGCUGAAUAAACUCACCAAUCCUCCUUUGCUUAAGCACAUCAAAUACAUAGAUUAUAUGCAAAUGGUGUAUAGUAGCAAUCUCCAAGAUCCAACGCAUUUGUCUACUUUGAAUCUCGAUCUUUAUCGUAUGUGUUUUUAUUAGCUUAUUUGUACUGUAUUUGAGAGAUAAAUGGAUCCUACUAAAACAUUUUAGUCAAUAAAAAUACACCACGUCAAAAAGUUAG